UCAGGGCGGUACGUAGCGUGCGCGGGAGUGCACUAUGACCUGAUGUGCCUGGACACAGUGCUGCACAAACAGCAGAGGCGCCUGCAGGAGAACAGAGAUGUAGAGAUAGUUGCUGAAGGUUUCUUUGCCCUCGCCCAUGAUCAACAUGGCAAGCGCUCGGGAGGCAGAGUCUGGUAACGACUCUGAUGGGGAAACCUCCGAAGACCCAGAAAGACAAGCAAUGGAUUAUGUGUUAAGAGUUCUUCACACCGUGACCCUGCAGGACCGAGCUAACCGGGCCCCGCACACUCUGCCUGUGGAAGCUCAGGAUGGGAUCCAGCAUGGCGGCUUGGAUCUGAAGAAGUCUCCAGUAUCAGGGGAGGAUGGAGAGGUGACAUCGCUGCUCUUACUUCUUCCCCUUGAACUUAUCUUGCACAUACUGUCAUAUCUGGACGCACGUUUCAUCCAUGGUGUGCUGCCAUUGGUGUGCCGCACCCUCAGAGACAUUGUGUCAGAGAAGAUGACCUGGAGGGUGAGGGUUCAGAAGAGGGUCCGCUCCAACUUCCCAGUGGUAGAACGAAACUUUGAUUGGCUGUCUGCCUGUAUAGAAUUGGAAGAGCAGCUCUCUCAUUGGUCGGAUCAUGGGAAGAUAGAACAUUUCUCAUUGGCUGAUGGGCAACGCCCUGUGGACGCCAUCCUCCUGUUACAGGGCGGAUCUUUAUGUGUGUCUGGCUCGCGGGACAGAAAUGUCUGCCUCUGGAACCUACAAAACCUGGGAAAAGACCAAGAGAAAGUUAUAGUGAAGCCCUUGGGGACGAACAAAACUGGAACCCAUAAGGGCUGGGCCUGGUCACUGGCUGCCUGUGAGAAUCGGGUGUGCUCUGGGUCCUGGGACAGCACCAUGAAGAUCUGGGAUAUUGGAGCUGAAGGACAGCUGGUUCAGGACAUGAAGGGGCGAGCUGCGAUCCUUUGCCUGUCCUACCUGCCAGACAUCCUGGUGGCAGGAUCCUACGACAAGAGAGUGAGUGUGUAUGACCCAAGAGCUUCUUCACCAUUGAUAAAGUCCCGCAAGAUACAUUCCAGUCCAGUGUUAUCUCUUGUAGCCGACGACCGUCACAUCGUGUCUGGAAGCGAGGACAGAACCUUGGUUGUGUUUGACCGCAGUAAUGCGUCCUUACAGAGAAUACAGCUGGAUAACUACCUCUUCUGCAUGUCCUAUGAAGCUCCACAACUAUGGGCUGGAGACAACCAAGGCCUGAUCCACGUGUAUGGGAGCCACGGAGGGACAUUCAAGCAGCUGCAGUGCUAUGAUGUAGGACAUGCAUCCCAGGUCACUGGUAUAUGGCAUUCAGCAGGUGCGCUGUACACGACGUCCACUGAUAAGACUAUGAAGGUUCACAUUCCUACUGAUCCGCCCAAGAUGCUCAACACGCAGACGCAGAGCAGCGUAGUCAAUGGGGUCAGUGCGGCCGGGCACACGGUGGCUGCAGCCUCUGGUGGCCAGACGGUGGAGAUCUGGAGAUUUCCGGACUAGUGGUGGACGUCUCUGGACUGCCAUGCAAACACAAAAGAGAAAUAUGGAAUCGCGUGAGGUGACCGGCGUGGAAACUGUUAAAUUGUACCAGGGCUGGCGUCUUUUUUUGCUCAUUUGGGUCUCCAUGAUGUCAUAUGUCGGUGGCCACGUGUACGGACACAUGAUGCGUGGCCAUCAGCAGCACUGGUCUUGUCUGUAUAUUGGGCUCCAUACUCCGUUUUUUAGUCACCAUUUUAAAUGCUUCAAAAUAAAAAUAAAAAACAUGGAAAG
Bufo bufo (common toad) is the source of this 1783-nucleotide messenger RNA. RefSeq names its product F-box and WD repeat domain containing 9 (gene FBXW9). Gene Ontology annotation, molecular function: protein binding. Gene Ontology annotation, cellular component: preribosome, large subunit precursor. NCBI's taxonomy places the organism in Eukaryota, Metazoa, Chordata, Amphibia, Anura, Bufonidae. The record is from RefSeq and is a predicted model, not a curated record.